AUGUUAAAUAGGGAAUUUCAGUACCUCUUUUGUGAAUGUUCGACUAUUGGUAAUGAAAUGUCAUGUGCAAAUACAUUUUAUUUUCAUUGUAAUCAAUCUUUAAAAUGCAUCUCAUAUAAUCGUGUUGGUGAUGAUUUCAACGAUUGUUAUUAUUAUGAAGAUGAAUUACUUCCUACAUGUCAUCUAAAUAUGUCAAAUUAA
This is a messenger RNA of Rotaria sp. Silwood2, 201 nucleotides long. Lineage: Eukaryota; Metazoa; Rotifera; Eurotatoria; Philodinida; Philodinidae. The record is from the annotation of a GenBank genome assembly.